AUGACGAGGCUCCCCUUGACGUGGACAAUUACCUCUGUACGUGGCCUGUCUGCUGCUGCUGCUGCUGCUGCUGCUGCUUUUCCAUCUGGUGACGUGUCGCCACAGCCAUUGGAGGAAGCGAGGAAGCUUAUGGAGGGGAUGGAACAGCAGCAGCAGCAGCAGCAGCAGCAGCAGGAGUCAGAGGAGGAGACAGAUGGAGAGCAGAGGGCAGAGAGAGCACGGCUGAUGGAUGGUGGUGCUGUUGCUGGGGAACGAGAUGGAAUCAGUGCUGCUGAUAGGCUCGGUGCUGCUGCUUCUGGUGAAAGAGACGCUGCUGCUGCUGGUGCCAGUGGUAGCUACGCCAGUGGUAACCAUGGCAGUGGUAACCACGUAGAUGCUGCCACUGGUGGCGAUGAGGACGCUGCCAGAGUGCAAUCAGGUCAAGAGUGGGGGGUGCAAGUGGGAGAGGAGGACGAAGAGGAACAGGAGCAGCAGCAGGAGCAAGCGGGUGUUAGUCCAUUCCCUCUGCCCCACUGGACCUGCCGCCGCAAGGACCGCCCCUCCUUCCUCUACGAGCAGUACCGGUGGCAGCCAGAGGGGUGUAAGGUGCCCAGGUUCAACCGCACCGAGCUCAAAGAACG
This is a messenger RNA of Closterium sp. Naga37s-1, 620 nucleotides long. Lineage: Eukaryota; Viridiplantae; Streptophyta; Zygnematophyceae; Desmidiales; Closteriaceae. The record is from the annotation of a GenBank genome assembly.